CUCGUUAACAAUUUUAGUUGCAAUGCGAGGGUUAAGCUGACACUCAUCGCACAGUCGCCGAACGGACAAAACAUGAGCAAAGGCUUUGAACGCAAAUUCACAUUUGAACAUAGGAAUGGUCGUGGUUGCACACGAUUCAUUGCAUUUACCGAUCUAUUGAACGACGAAAAGGGUUUCAUUAAAGACGAUACGAUUGUUGUGGAGGCGAUGAUUAGCACAGAUCGAUCCUAUGGUGUGAUUAUGCGCUCAAAUGUUGGCAAUAUUUUUGGCACAAUUCAAAGGAAAUGCGUUGAUUUGAAUCCCGAAUUGAUUUACUUUAUGAACGAAUCCGAGUGUAAUGUUGUGUUCAAAGUUGAGGGCAAACGGAUUCCGGCCCUCAAAGAGUUGUUGAUCUAUAGAAGUGAUUAUUUUCGGUCAAUGUUUUCGGGAAAUUAUACCGAAAGUAAGGAUAAAGAGAUUGAAAUUCACGACACGACUUACGAGGCGUUCAAAACAAUCAUUUGGUACUUAUAUUCGUACGAAUUGGCCAUCGAUUCAGAGGAAAUGUUAAUUGAUUUGGACUUUCAGUACGAAGUCUAUAGACUCGCCGAUAGAUUUCAAAUCAAACGACUUCUCAUUUAUUUUGAAAAUCAAUUGAAAGCAAACAUUACUGAAGAGAAUCUGGAAUUGGUUUCAAGAAUUAGUUUCGAUUAUAAAAUCAAUUCUUUGAUGAUUUCUGUGAAGAAAUUUAUUGAUAAAACAUUUGACAAAUUGAUUCUCGAAGACAAGGAUUAUGUGAAGAAAAUCAAUGGAUUCACUGAUGACUAUAUGUUUGAUAAGACAAUUGAAAGUUCGCGUAAAAAGAUGCGAAUUGUG
Molecule: messenger RNA, 855 nt
Organism: Medioppia subpectinata
Lineage: Eukaryota; Metazoa; Arthropoda; Arachnida; Sarcoptiformes; Oppiidae
Source: the annotation of a GenBank genome assembly